AUGGAAGACACAAAAGCACCCCAGGGUUCAGCCAAUGAUGAGGAGGCUCCCAACGAGAUUGGCAGCCGAUGGCCAAGUGCACGGUGGAGAAAAUCUAGCCAGGUGGUACUUGAAAAUGGGCGCAAAGUGGUUAGCGGGACUUUUAUUUUGAUCAAUUUUGAUUGCGCGGAACCCUCCCCUGUUAAAAUUGGACGUGUGAUCCAAAUUUGGCACCAGGUCACAUCAAACAUCAUUUUAUUUCAAGUGAAUAAAAUCAAGUUGUCGGUGGGUCUGCACCAUUUUUAUGGAAUGAGAGAAGUCAAAGAAACCCAACAGAGUGCUUGGAUAGACGCAAAUGUAACCCCGGAAGAUUGGAAGCAGUCUGUCACAAGAGGCCUUGCAGCGUGGUUUGACAAAUGUCCGCCAAAGGGUCUAGGAAACAAUCCUGUUGAUGAUCCCAUGGAAGAAGAGGAAGAGGCAUUGAUGCCAAUGCAUGUCUGA
Molecule: messenger RNA, 480 nt
Organism: Melampsora larici-populina 98AG31
Lineage: Eukaryota; Fungi; Basidiomycota; Pucciniomycetes; Pucciniales; Melampsoraceae
Exons: 4
Coding region: 1-480 (159 amino acids)
Source: RefSeq, a predicted model, not a curated record